Molecule: messenger RNA, 1878 nt
Organism: Salvia splendens (bonfire salvia)
Lineage: Eukaryota; Viridiplantae; Streptophyta; Magnoliopsida; Lamiales; Lamiaceae
Exons: 4
Coding region: 1-1878 (625 amino acids)
Molecular function (GO): catalytic activity
Source: RefSeq, a predicted model, not a curated record
AUGGAGCCACUAACUAAUCCCAACCCGGACCGGUACUCUAAGGCGUUGGGCCUAACUUUCAAAGGAUCAAACACAUCCGGCAAAAUCUGGAUUUUUGCCGAGGAUAGAGCCACUUUUGACCUUGAGGAAGAUUUGGAUCAAGUCCUACAUGGAAGGCUCACCUCGCACCGCAUGGCGAACCAUAUUUCCAUCUCGGCGGUCUAUGCUAAGUGUAAUAGAUUGGAGCGACACCCUUUGUGGGAUAAAAUGAGGGAGAUUUCAACUCGGACGGAAGGAACACCGUGGCUGAUUGGAGGGGAUUUUAACACGAUCCUUGCCCAUGAAGACAGGGUUGGGAGUGAAACCAAUAGGCAAGCUGAGAUGAUUGAUUUUGCCGAAGCCAUUGAAGAUUGUAGGCUUCUUGACCCAGGGUUUGAUGGUGCGGAGUUCACAUGGGCCAAGAAUGGUUUGUUUGAAAGGCUGGACAGGAUGUUUGUUAGUGAGGCAUGGACCAACGCGUUUGAGGCAACAAGGGAGCAAAAAGCCCUUAAGGCUUGGAACAAGGAAGUCUUUGGCAAUAUACAUGCCAACCUCAAAGCGAAGAAGGAAGGGACCGCGCAAGCUCAAGCCGACUUUGAGGCUGACACGCCUCGGAAUAGGACUGAGAUCAACAAGAGCAUUGCCGAGUAUAUUCUCCCACUUCGGAUGGAGGAGGACUUCUGGAGGCAAAAGGCCGCACUAAGGUGGCUUGCGGAUGGUGAUAAGAACACCAGUUUCUACCAAAGCUGGGUGAAGCAGAAGAGAGUUAGACUUCGAAUACACUCCAUUAAUGUGGAUGGCCGGGAGAUUGCGAAUGAAACAGAGAUACGGCACUCAGCGAUUGAGUUCUUUCGGAGCUUCCUUGCCCUGGACACCCCGACACUUGAGGAACCGAACCUUGAUCUAAUCCAACAACUUCCCCCCUUAAUGGACCUAGAGGAGCUACACAACCCACCGGACCCUAAGGAGGUGAAGAAAGCGGUGUUUGACAUCUUCGGGGACAGUGCACUAGGCCCGGAUGGCUUUUCGGUCGUCUUCUAUCAAACUUGUUGGGGGAUCAUUGGAACGGAUGUUGUGGAAGCUAUAAAGCAGUUUUUUCUUAGGGCAUACCAUUCUCGAAGUGUCAUGGCUACCAACAUUGUCCUUAACCCGAAGAAGGCCUCGCCCGAGACAUGGGCCGACUAUCGCCCCAUAAGCUUAUGUAUUGUCUUUAACAAGAUCAUUACAAAAGUACUAACCGCGAGUCUUGCUCCUUUCUUGCCUCAGGGUGCAAUGGAGCUUUUUGAUCAAGUCCUUAUUAAUGGUGCCCCAGUCGGGUUCUUCAAAUCUACUCGAGGGCUCAGACAAGGAGACCCCAUCUCCCCGGCACUUUUCAUGAUUGCUGCAGAUUAUCUUUCUAGGGCCCUCGACAAGCUCAUUCUUGGCAAGAAGGAGACGACCUUUAAAGCCUCCAAGAGGUGCAUGGAAAUCAGCCAUUUAGCCUAUGCCGAUGAUAUUAUUAUUUUCACCCAAGCAACCUCAAACCCUUUGCGCCGGCUUAGAGCGUGUCUUGACGGGUAUGAGGGGGUCUCCGGGAAACAGAUCAACCUCGCUAAAAGUAACUUCUAUAUUGCCGAAGUACACGAGCAAUGGGCGCAUGCAAUCCAAAGUGAAGGUGGUUUUGCUCGUGGGUCUUUCCCCUUCCUCUACUUGGGGGUCACCAUAUACUGUGGAGUCAAGCGCACGGAAAUGUCCAUGUUCAUUCGUGAGAUGAUUGCUAGGAGGAUAUCCGGAUGGGCGCAUCGCCACUUAUCCUUUGGAGGGAGGUUAACUCUCAUUAAGAGCACCCUUGAGGUCCUAUCCACCUAUUCCAAGCCAUAG